This is a messenger RNA of Spirometra erinaceieuropaei, 312 nucleotides long. The record is from the annotation of a GenBank genome assembly. NCBI's taxonomy places the organism in Eukaryota, Metazoa, Platyhelminthes, Cestoda, Diphyllobothriidea, Diphyllobothriidae.
AUGGUUGAGCGUUUCCACCGCCAGCUAAAAGCUGCACUGCGUGCCGCAAGAGAUCCCGAAAACUGGUCAGACAAUGUACCCGUUGCACUUCUUGACAUUCUUGCGGCACUGAAGUCAGGCUUGGACUGCAGCGCAGCCGAAUUGGUUUUCGGCACUACCCUCCGACUCCCUGGUGAGAUGGUCACCCCAACCUUUCGUGGUGCCGAAGAGAUCCCCGAAAAUUGUGUGCAUCGUCUGCGAAAAUUCAUGCGCUCGCUUUCCCCGGUUCCACCUCGAGCUCCAUCGACCGAACCUUAUGUUGUAAAGGCUUAG